AUGCGUGAAUAUCUGGAAUUAGGCCAUGCGCGGAAACUUCAAGAGCCUGUCAAUAGCAGUUUGCCGCAUUUCUACCUGCCACAUCAUUGUGUCAUCAAGGACAGCAGUACCACUACGAAGCUGAGGGUAGUGUUUGACGCAUCUAGCAAGACUACCAGCGGUGUAUCUUUUAAUGAUUCUCUCAUGGUAGGACCUGUCAUACAGCAAGAGAGUACAUCGAUCUUAAUACGUUUUCGAAGCUAUGAGUAUGUUUUGACAGGAGACAUAGAGAAGAUGUACAGGCAGAUUCUUAUUGACGAGAAGCAAACCUCAUUACAAAGGAUAUUGUGGAGAGAUAAUCCGGCAGGCACUAUUGAAACAUACGAAUUACUUACCUUGACAUACGGAACGGCUUCAGCAUCAUUUGUUGCCACUAAGGUUAUUCAGCAAUUAGCUGAUCUAGAAGCAGAUCAGUUCCCCAAAGGAGCGCAGGCAGCGCGCAGAGAUUUUUAUGUGGACGACCUCAUUACAGGAGCGAACAGCGAGGAAGUGUAA
Molecule: messenger RNA, 534 nt
Organism: Vollenhovia emeryi
Lineage: Eukaryota; Metazoa; Arthropoda; Insecta; Hymenoptera; Formicidae
Exons: 1
Coding region: 1-534 (177 amino acids)
Source: RefSeq, a predicted model, not a curated record